CCGCACCGCUCUCAGGCAGAGGAAGGACAGCCUGGGCUUGGCCACGUGGAGCUACGAUGCCUGGGCGCUGGUCCUUUGCCUCUCCCUAAAAAUCAGCACACUGGCUCCUACUCAUUAGGCACCUAUGGUGUUCCUGGAGCUUCACACCCAUUUUCUCCAUUCCCCAUACAACAUGCAGAAUUUGCAGGUUCCAGAGUGUCCAGCAUCACGGAGCCAAGCCAGGACGUGGGGCCUGAACUCUGCCCCUCACAGUGCCCCGCAGUGGAUCGCCUGGCUCCCAUAUGCCACAAACACUGCCUGUGAGCACCACUGGGCUGGACCGGAGCCAGCAUGGGGGGCACAGCCAGGAAGCAGGCUGCAGCCUGGCCUCAUGCUUUGGGCUUCUCUCUUCCAGGAUGGAAAUUUCUCUUUUUCUCUGGAGUCAGUGAAGAAGCUUAAAGACCUCCAGGAGCCCCAGGAGCCCAGGGUUGGGAAACUCAGGAAGUUUGCACCCAUCCCUGGUGAACCUGUGGUUCCCAUCCUCUGUAGCAACCCGAACUUUCCAGAAGAGCUCAAGCCUCUCUGCAAGAAGCCCAAUGCCCAGGAGAUACUUCAGAGGCUGGAGGAAAUCGCUGAGGACCCGAGCACAUGUGAGAUCUGUGCCUACGCUGCCUGUACUGGAUGCUAGGGGGGCUUGCCCACUGCCUGCCUCCCCUCCGCAGCAGGGAAGCUCUUUCCUCCGCAGGAAGGGCCACCCAUGAUACUCCACUCCCAGCAGCUCAACCUACCCUGGUCCAGUUGGGAGGAGCAGCCCGGGGAGGAACUGGGUGACUGGAGGCCUCGCCCCAACGCUGUCUUUCCCUGCCACUCCAACCCCCAGCUAAUAAAGCAGAUUCCAGAGU
This is a messenger RNA of Pongo pygmaeus (Bornean orangutan), 881 nucleotides long. It is a transcript of the gene GUCA2A, whose product is annotated as guanylate cyclase activator 2A. NCBI's taxonomy places the organism in Eukaryota, Metazoa, Chordata, Mammalia, Primates, Hominidae. Gene Ontology annotation, molecular function: guanylate cyclase activator activity. The transcript is spliced from 2 exons. The coding region runs from base 125 to 667 and encodes 180 amino acids. The record is from RefSeq and is a predicted model, not a curated record. Gene Ontology annotation, cellular component: extracellular region.